GAUGCGAGACAGCGCGGCCGUCCGCGGCGCAGGGCAGUUCGACCGCGCUGUGACCACCAGGAAUGUCGAGCCUAGCCUCUCCGACGCCCUUGAGGAGGUCUUCGACUACGGCGCCGCCGCAGCCGGCCACCUCGGGCGCGCCGAGAUCAGCGCGGGGCAUCUUUGCCAGGAGCUGCCCCAGAACUCGGCGGGGCGGCUUGGGCCGCAGCCAGUGCGCCGCACCAUGCGCAGCUACUCUGCCAAUGAACGGCACCGUGGUCUGCAGCAGAGCGUGUCAGAGACGCGCGAGGUCGGCAUCCUGCAGGAUAAGACCCUCGCGCUCGUGGGGGGGCCCCUCGAGGCGCGCCGCGCCGGGCACGAGCUGUCGCUGGGCGAUGUCGUGGCGAUGGCCGCGACUCCGGAGAUUCCGAUCGCGAAAGAGUCGCUGGACCUGCUCCAGACUGUGCGCGUGCUGAACGAGCGUGCCGCGGCGGACAAGACCGACGCCCGCGCUCUGCGUCGCGUCUUGUCUUCGCACCUCCUCGUCGUCGAGCCGGGCCAUCGUGAACGCCGUGGCCAGCGCCAGUGGCAAGCGGCAGAUGCUCGCAUCAGUCGGAGCCGACGCGACGCAGAACCGCGAUUUCGAGAGCCACAUCUGGACGAACCCCUGCGCGGUGAGGACGCGUUGCUUCGGAUGGGCGUCGAGGGCGUCGAGGGCCCCCCGCGGGGCUGCGGCGUGAGGCAGCGCAGGGGGCGCCGCCGCCUAAAGGGGGAGCUCGCGAGCCCGGGGCCCCACGGGUCUCGAGGUCUUUUGUCCUGGCCGCCGACGGCCGACUGCUUGUUCGCCGAGUCCGUCGAGCACCUGCGCGCGGUCGGCGCGCUCGAUGAGUCUGCCAGCGGCGUCCGCGCAGCGAGCUGCAGGGCCUGGCCCUUCAAUUCCAUCGCCAGAUCGACGCGGCACUCAGCGUGGGGCCCCAGCGACUGCGAGGGCAUGACGGACGAGCUGGCGGACAAGGCCCCGCGGAG
This is a messenger RNA of Prorocentrum cordatum, 1005 nucleotides long. The record is from the annotation of a GenBank genome assembly. Lineage: Eukaryota; Dinophyceae; Prorocentrales; Prorocentraceae.